Messenger RNA from Indicator indicator, 1005 nucleotides. RefSeq names its product WD repeat domain 54 (gene WDR54). The coding region runs from base 1 to 1005 and encodes 334 amino acids. The record is from RefSeq and is a predicted model, not a curated record. NCBI's taxonomy places the organism in Eukaryota, Metazoa, Chordata, Aves, Piciformes, Indicatoridae. The transcript has 9 exons. Gene Ontology annotation, molecular function: protein binding.
AUGUACCGGAAGGAGCCGAGCGUCCCGCUGCGGAGCAGCAGCGCGGCUCUGUACAACAACCUGAGCGUGCUGCGGGCGGGCGGGCGGCCGCUCACCUGCUUCGGGGCUGUGCACGGGCCCAGCCUCAGCCUGGUCACUGCCGACGGGCUCGGCUUCACCCACCGGCAGCUGCCGGCCAAGGAGGCGGGCACGGCCCUCAGCACCUCUCUCCUCACCCAGGCUGCGUGGUGUGUCCUGCCAUCACGGGUCCUGCUGGUGCUGACCUCCCAGAAAGGGAUCCAGAUGUAUGAGUCUGAUGGCUCCAUCAUGGUUUAUUGGCACGCGCUGGACGUCGCAGAGCAUCCUUCAGCACAAGCAGUGUUUGCUCGAGGGAUUGCUGCAGCUGGAGGACACUUCAUCUGCGUGGGGACAUCCUCGGGGUCAGUGCUUGUGUUUGACAUCCCCCCAAAAGGAACAAACAUCACAGUGAGCGAGGUCCUGGAGGAGCACCGCGAUGCCAUCACCGACAUCGCCUCAGAGCUGGCGCAGGCUCCGGCUGGAGCUGGUGAUGUGGUGACUGCUGAUGACGCUGGCACCCUCUGUGUCUGGAGCUCUGGAGAGGAGUUCACCUUGCUCAGCAAGAUCCUGGCCUUUGGCUGCUCCUGCUCCUCAGUGAAGCUGUGGCAGGGCGUCGUGGCUGCGGGCUAUGGGAAUGGGCAGAUCCGGCUGUACGAGGCAGCCACCGGCGUCCUGCACGCAGAGGUCAACGCUCACGCCCGCUGGAUCUAUGCCCUGGACCUGGCCCCACAGACAGGAAAGCUGCUGUCGGGUGCAGAGGACUCUUUUGUUCAUGUCUGGAAGAUCAGCAGGAACCCAGACACGGAUGAUGUGGAGAUCGAGCACUGCCACGCCGAGUGUGUGACCGACACCCAGGUGUGUGGUGCCCGCUUCUGUGACCCCGAGGGACUCUCCUUCGCCGUCACCGGCUACGACCUGAGCGAGAUCUUCCGCUACAGCCGGCCAUAG